Messenger RNA from Lasiodiplodia theobromae, 1008 nucleotides. Its product is annotated as NADP-dependent alcohol dehydrogenase. Bases 1 to 1008 code for a protein of 335 amino acids. The transcript has 2 exons. NCBI's taxonomy places the organism in Eukaryota, Fungi, Ascomycota, Dothideomycetes, Botryosphaeriales, Botryosphaeriaceae. The record is from RefSeq and is a predicted model, not a curated record. Gene Ontology annotation, biological process: alcohol metabolic process. Gene Ontology annotation, molecular function: zinc ion binding; alcohol dehydrogenase (NADP+) activity.
AUGCCUCACUCUUUCACCGUCUACAAGGGCACUUCCUCUGGCGCCAUCACCGAGGCCCAGACUACCCGUCCCGAUCUCACCGAUGACCAGGUCUACGUCAAGGUCACCGCUUCUGGUCUCUGCGGCACUGACCUGCACUACCGCCACGCCGAUAUGGCUCUCGGCCACGAGGGUGUUGGUAUCGUCGAGCAGGUCGGCCCUAGGGUCAAGAACCUCAAGGUUGGCGACCGCGUUGGCUGGGGCUACCAGCACGACGAGUGCGGCCACUGCAAGCAGUGCUUGACCGGCCAGGACGUUUACUGCCCGGAGCGUGCUAUGUACGGCUAUGCCGAUCUCGACCAGGGCUCCUUCGCUACCGGCGCCGUCUGGAGGGAGGCCUUCCUCUUCAAGCUCCCCGAAGGUCUCUCUGAUGAGGAUGCUGCUCCCCUGCAGUGCGGUGGUGCUACCGUCUGGACCUGCUUUGACGACUACAACAUCCAGCCCACCGCUCGCGUCGGUAUUCUCGGCAUCGGCGGCCUUGGUCACCUCGCCAUUCAGUUCUCCGCCAAGCGCGGCUGUGACACCGUUGUCUUCUCCGGCACCGACUCCAAGAAGGAGGAGGCCAUGAAGCUCGGCGCCCACGAGUUCUACGCCACCAAGGACAAGAAGGAGCUUGACAUCGGCUCUCCGCUUGACGCCCUCCUCGUCUGCACCAGCGCUCACAUCGACUGGUCCCUGUACAUGUCUCUUCUUGCUCCCGGCGCCAUCAUCUUCCCCCUGUCCGUCGAGUCCGGCGACCUCGUCGUCCCUUACAUGCCGCUUCUCCUCGCGGGCCUGCGCAUCCAGGGCUCCAUCGUCGCCAACCGCGCCACCCACCAGCGCAUGCUCGAGUUCGCCGCCCGCCACCAGAUCAAGCCUCUCGUCAACAAGUUCCCCAUGACCGUCCAGGGUAUUGAGGACGCCAUGAAGACCCUCGACGAGGGCAAGAUGAGGUACCGCGGUGUUCUCGUCCCCGCCGAGAGGCUGUAA